GCGAGAUCCGCGCGGCGCCCGCCGUUCCGUCCCGGGGGCGUUGUUGCCGGGCGGGGCGGGGCUUCGCGGCCGGAAGCGGCCUGUUCCUUCAGCGUCGCUUCCGGUGCCGCCGCCGCCGCCCUGCGCGGGAUGUAGCGGCCGCGCGGCGGCACAAGGACGCGGAGGGACCUGCACCGGCCACCCGCACCCACCGCCAUGGCGUCCCGCAAAGGCUCCGCCGCCGGGCCGGGCACCGCGCUGGCCGCCGCCGGGCGGGAACGGGCGCACCUGGAGCUGGCGGAGCUGGGGCCGCUCCUGGAGGAGAAGGGGGAACAAGGAGCCGCCGGCGCGGCCGCCGCCGAGGACCCACCGUGCCCGGCGGCCCGCGAGGAAGAGGAGGAGGUGGUCCGUGUGCUGACUCUGCCCCUGCAGGCUCAUCACGCCAUGGAGAAGAUGGAGGAGUUUGUGUACAAGGUGUGGGAAGGGCGCUGGCGCGUGAUUCCCUACGACGUGCUUCCCGACUGGCUGAAGGACAACGAUUACCUCCUGCACGGACACCGGCCGCCCAUGCCGUCCUUCCGCGCCUGCUUCAAGAGCAUCUUCCGGAUACACACCGAGACCGGCAACAUCUGGACGCACUUGCUGGGUUUUGUCUUGUUCCUGUGCCUGGGGAUCCUGACCAUGCUGCGGCCCAACAUGUACUUCAUGGCCCCUCUCCAGGAGAAGGUGGUGUUCGGGAUGUUCUUCCUGGGAGCGGUGCUGUGCCUCAGCUUCUCCUGGCUUUUCCACACCGUCUACUGUCACUCGGAGAAGGUCUCGCGGACUUUUUCAAAGUUGGAUUAUUCAGGAAUUGCACUGCUGAUCAUGGGGAGCUUCGUCCCGUGGCUCUACUAUUCAUUCUACUGCUCCCCGCAGCCAAGACUCAUCUACCUCUCCAUCGUCUGCGUCCUGGGCAUCUCCGCCAUCAUCGUUGCCCAGUGGGACCGGUUCGCCACCCCCAAGCACAGGCAGACACGAGCAGGCGUUUUCCUGGGGCUGGGGCUGAGCGGCGUGGUGCCCACCAUGCACUUCACCAUCGCCGAGGGCUUCGUCAAAGCCACCACGGUCGGGCAGAUGGGCUGGUUCUUCCUCAUGGCUGUGAUGUACAUCACGGGCGCGGGGCUCUACGCUGCCCGCAUCCCCGAGCGCUUCUUCCCGGGCAAGUUCGACAUCUGGUUUCAGUCACAUCAGAUCUUCCAUGUGCUGGUGGUGGCCGCAGCCUUUGUCCACUUCUACGGGGUGUCGAACCUGCAGGAGUUCCGCUACGGACUGGAAGGGGGGUGCACAGACGACUCUCUCCUCUGAGAGCACCAGGUUUUAGUACAAGCUUCCUAAGUGCUUUUUAAACUCUGUCUUUGCUAAAAUCAAAGGAAGACUCGAAACUCUUUGGGGUUGUUGGUUGGUUGGUUUUUUUUUUAAGGAAAAAAAAAAAAAAAGAAACAAAAAUUCUGUAGCAAAAUUGUUGACCAAAUCCUCACCCCCUUCCCCACACACGGGUUGGGGCUGAGGGGAGGUGGGAUCAUGGCCUUGCCUUCCCCAGCCCAUUUUAGCUGCACCAGGGCCACCCCCACUUCCCCAGACACCCCGAUUUCCGAGAGCAAAGGGCGCGGGUCCCCUGGCCCCCCUGAGCACCCCCUGCCUGCUCACCGCCGGAGCCAGCACAGCCACGCACGACCAGGCCCAGGGCAAGAGAUUUUUGGCGAAUCCCUCACAGCGGAGCCACCCCCGGUGCUGCUGCCCAGGGCACAGGUUCCUGUAAUUUAAUUGUCUUUUUGUUUGUUUGUUCGUUUGUUUUCCUUGACAAAAUAAUGUAAACAUAAAUGAGAGAAUAUUUAAUAUUUAAUACUAAGCUUUAAGAAGACUCGCUGCCACCGCAGUGUACUCGGCUCCUGCGCUGUCUGUGGUAGUGGCGGAAGGACAGUGUGUUCGGGGAAUGUAGAGCUGCUGUAGCUGAUCGAAAUAAAAGGUCAAUAGUUCAGUGUC
This is a messenger RNA of Columba livia (rock pigeon), 2001 nucleotides long. It is a transcript of the gene ADIPOR1, whose product is annotated as adiponectin receptor 1. Gene Ontology annotation, molecular function: signaling receptor activity. Lineage: Eukaryota; Metazoa; Chordata; Aves; Columbiformes; Columbidae. The record is from RefSeq and is a predicted model, not a curated record. Bases 196 to 1323 code for a protein of 375 amino acids. The transcript is spliced from 8 exons. Gene Ontology annotation, biological process: adiponectin-activated signaling pathway. Gene Ontology annotation, cellular component: plasma membrane.